This is a messenger RNA of Botrytis sinoallii, 849 nucleotides long. RefSeq lists its product as uncharacterized. Bases 1 to 849 code for a protein of 282 amino acids. Gene Ontology annotation, cellular component: cytosol; nucleus. NCBI's taxonomy places the organism in Eukaryota, Fungi, Ascomycota, Leotiomycetes, Helotiales, Sclerotiniaceae. The transcript has a single exon. The record is from RefSeq and is a predicted model, not a curated record.
AUGGCAACUCAGGAAUCCGAAGAUCCGGUUCGAAUGCUAGUUCUUGAGACAGAUUCGCCACAUCCUGAUAUUAGAGACGAAAAGGGUGGCUACAGUGAUAUCUUGAACGCUUUAUUUCAGGAUGCUGGGAAAGAACACGAUCCACCCUUGAAAAUAGAGACAGAAAUGCACUAUGUUGUCGAUGAUCCUGAAAACGGUCAUCAUGGACACGUUCCUCAAGUCUCCGAUGUCGAUCCAUCGAUCAACGCCAUAUUGAUUACGGGAAGCAUGUACGACGCUCAUGGAGACGACCCAUGGAUUCAACGACUGCUGCAACUUUUGCGAGAUCUUUGGAUUGAACGAAAGGAUAUGAAGUUCAGUGGUGUUUGUUUCGGUCACCAGAUAUUAUCGCGGGCUUUAGGGGCAAAAGUAGAGCCAGAGCCGUCUGGAAGAUGGGAAUUGUCACAUACGGAGAUGGACUUGACGUCUGUGGGCCAGAGACUGUUCCAAACGAAAGACAAGAAACUUAGUCUACAUCAAAUGCAUCAAGAUCAAGUGACUAUUGUACCAUCAGCGUCGACAACUGAUUUGCUCUCUGAAGAUGAUAACGUUGAAAAUUGGGCCAGUACUGAACAUACAAAGAUUCAAGGUCUGUAUUUGAGGGAGAGGCUGUUCACCAGUCAGGGACACCUUGGUUUUGACGAAGAUAUGGUACAUCUCGAAAUUGAAAUGCGUGUUGAGAGUGGCGGAAUCAAGGAUAAGGAGGUUGCAGAGAAGGCGAAGGAUACCGCACACUUAAGGCACGAUGGAUUGGCUGUUGCUGGCGCAAUCUUGAGGUUUUUCCAUGGAGAUGAUCGGGACAUUCCAUGA